UAACUAUUGACAGGUUUGAUGUACUCAGCAAGUGGAAAGUAUGGGGAAAUUGGAGUUUGAGUUGUGUACCCUCAGGCCCAUGACUGUAAUGGAAAGAUUAAAAGCCGUGGUCACAUCACCAACCCAGAGCCAAAACAGGAGCUGCUCGUCCAUGUUUGCUCCCAUCACCUCCAUUUUUACUUUCUACUAGCGACAGUAAAUAGAUUACAGGGGAUUCACUUAUUUAAAGACUUGGGCAAAAGCUCUGCAGUGUAUUUUUGGCCCAUCCAAGAAUAACACAACUACAGCAACAAUGCUUGAGGCACCAGAGGAUUCUAAUUGAACAGCACUGAGCCUGGAUCACACUUUCAUCUGUUGUAGCCGGACUGACUGCACCAGGAGGCUCCAUCAUGUCUCUGAGAUUACUGCCUGCUAUCGUUAUGGACAACGACGAGGACGAUGAUGGUAACUUCACAAAAUGGAUGAGUAGUUACUGGGGUCACGGAGCAGAAUCUGGACCCAGCAGGGAGAGAAAACGCAGUUUCAGGAGGCCUGCAAAAACACAAGUUGACCGAAGAGCAUCUCUCCCGACUGUGUCACAGCUGGAUGCCAUGAAGUUAAACAGGUUCCAUGCAGCCACGAUGGCUCCGACUCCGAGUCACAUCAAACCCAGGGAGGAGAAGGGGGAGGUCAGGCCUCACCCGAGGGCUCGACGGGUCUCCUCAGACGACAACAGUCGCUCCAAGACGGUCCUUCCAGAGAACCGCAUCAGCACCAUCCCAGAGCUCACUGAGUCACUGGAGAAGAGACUUUGUCUCACUGAUAAAAGAACCAUGUCUCUGAAUGAUAAUGACAAGUUGUGCCUGAUCUGUCACGAAGAACUGCGUAAAAGUGGAGGAGUUCAAGAGUUCCACUGUACACACUGCUUCCACAAAGAGGCGGCUCGGAGGUUAGAGCAGUGUCGACCCCAAAGCAGCAGCAGCAGCAGCAGCAGCAGCGAGGCGGCAGCUCUCCCAGUGAGGAGGCCGUCGGAUGAGAGGAGGAAGUCAGCAGAUGAACCGAUUUUCAAGGAAAAAGAGCAGUACACAUUUCGUCGCCAACUGUCCCUGCGGAGGCAUCGCUGAUGUCACUCUGUGGAGGAUCAGGAUUCUCUCCUGAAUAUUUACAACUGUCGUCUGUGACAUUCAAGUGUUCAACUCUCAGGGCCUUGACUGCGUUUGACCUGAUAAGUGUCCUAAGGUCCCCAUCGCUGUGUCAGCUCUGGAGUCAUUACAACCCCAAAAGCUGAAGUAAAAGGACUUACAAGUCCAAAUUCAUGAGUAAAAACAUUUAAACAUCUGAAAAAGCCUUAAAUUUUUGGGCUUGUUUGCAAUUCUUUUAGAUAAAUUAUUUGUUUUGAGUUUCUAUGUUCAAGAAGUUACUGGUACUUGAAAUUUUCUGCUUAUGUUAGCUUGUAUUUAUCACCUGCCACGUUAAAACACCUUUACUACGGCCAAACAAUUUGUGCCUCUGUAAAAUAUUACCUUAAAAAGGAAAAAUAUGUGCAAUAAUGGUACUUUAUGACUAUGAAUGUAAUUUCAUUGCGUCAUACAGUGGAUGUAUUUACUGUGCUUGCUGUGAUUUGGUUGCAUCCUUCUCUUCAUGGUUUUUUAGCCACUUUAUGAACUGUAGACUCUACUAAGGACAUUUAGGACGACUUGUGUAACCUUGAUUUAUUUGAUGUAGCUCUAACAAAGUGUUUUGUGUUCAGUCAGUGUUAAGAUUUUGUGCUGUAACAGGAAAAACAAAGAGCCAAUAAAUAACAAAGGAGGUAAAUCCGUAUAUUUAAACUAAUCUGCAUGGGAUUUGACAUUUUUUCCAGCUUUUUCAGCACAGGAAAUUACUUGCAUUUGAAAUAGUUGGGCUCCUUCAACAAUACAGUGGAUGUAAAACACAAGUCCUCCAGCUUGUGCUCAGUGUUGAUCACAUCAAUGAAGAAAAUCAAUACCUGUGCCGUAAAAAGUUAAGCUUUUUUUCUCCAACGGUCUUUAAGUAUAAUUUUUAAAAAUAUUUUUUAAUAUACAUUUAUCUUAUUUUAUGAAAUUGCAAAUAAUAUUAAAUCACAGAAACAUGUAUUAAUUUACAUGGUAGCCAUUAUCAAAUAUAACAAAACAGUAAACUAAUAACUAUAAUAAUAAAAUUAAAUUAAUUAUUUUACAUUUGUCUACUAAAUUACUUUAUUUUCUAAAAUUAAUUAAAAUUAACAAAAGUGUUUUUAUACAAAUAUUUGUCAGUAUUUGAAAGAAAAAACAUGUAUAUUGAGGACCGAAAAAGGUUUAAUAUUUUUUACUUCUACAGAAAAGUGCCGAUUUACAUGUUGACUGUAAAAAAAAAUUCACAAUUUUUAAAAAAAUGUAAAAAAGACACUAAAGACCAAAACACUAGAUAAUGUAAACAGAAAAAUCUGUGCUUUUACAAGUGGCAAUUCAUUCUUUUAUAAUGUGUAAAAUUAUACUGUUUUGCUGUAUUUAAAUCUUAUUUGUUGUUUUUCAAUGUUUUUCAAUGUUUUUUGAACGUGACACUACUCUGUUUUUCUGGUACACUUGUUGCCAGAUUUUCACAGUUUUUUUGUUUUUUUUAACAGAUUUUUUUACCGUGUGCAUAUAUGAAAAAGUUCAGGCUCAGUAUAAACAGAAGCAGUCGAGGUAACAAUGUCUUUUAACAUGUGUUUCAGUGCAUGGAGCAGUGGCUCUGGAAGAAACAGAUGUGUCCCACAUGUCGUGUCCACGUGUCCAUCUCAAAGCCCCUCUACUGGUCUUCAUCACGCACUACAGUCCCAUAAUGGUCCUGCAUGUCCACGUGACCUACUGACCCCAAAAUCUCCAUCAAACCUCCAGCAAACAUCCAGCAAACCUUCAUCCCUAAGUCGUCUGCAUGAACACCCACUGAGAGACUGUCCUCUAUCGCUGGACACUGUGAGGGAGAAACUGCAAUCUCACACUGCAUCUUUAUAUAUAAUAUUAAUGUAGAAUCUCCAGUGCAAAUUAAUGCAUGAUUAUCAGAGGUUUUGUCUUUAUUGUCCUUUUUUGUUUUCCACAUUUUUCAGAGGCAUCCUAAGAACCUGAAUCCUGCAACUAUGUAAAGCCAAUUUAUAUUUUCAGUAACAAAUAAGAUAUUCUUUCUUAAUGAAUCAGCUUCACUGUGCACUCAGUUCAGGUUGGACAUUACCAAGUUGAACAAAUUCUGAAUUCUGGACACCGAAAAGUAAAAAACAAACAAACAAAAAAACCCCAUAAGAAACAUAUGAGCAUAUGAGUAUUCGGAGCUUCAGCAGAGCUUGAUUGUAUACAUCACCAAAACAGAAAAGGAUAAUUGAGAAGUUAAAGGUGUUGCCAUGGGACUAAAGUAUAAUCCCAAAUACCAAGAGUGAAAAACAAGAACCAUUUCAAAUGAAAAAUGAGAAAACAAUCCAAUUUUAUUUUUUUCCAUUUCAAACCAAAAGUGAAAAAACAUUUAAAAUCAGGUGACACAAAAUGAGAAAAUUGGCUUUUAAUUUCUCUUUGCAAAGUAAACACCACAAAUUAAUGAGGAGGGUGAACUGGAAAUAAAAUGCUGUUUUAAUACUCUGCCACACAGAAUAUUCUACUUUACUUCAGUCACAAUAUUACACAUAGUAUUCCCAGUAUCAUUUUAGAUAACCAAUAGCAUUCAGUGUUAUAGCCUUUGUUCAUCCGUCGUUGGAUCUCUAACUUUCUGAGUGGUUUUAUACUUUAACAGAAGGUUGAAUAUUUCUGACAUGUAUUGAGUGCACUGUAAGUGGUGCAAGUAGACAGAUUUCCAGUGCAUUCCAGUACCUGCACUCCUAUACUAUACAACAUGCCAAAAACAGAUUUAAAAGGUCCUCAUGCAUAGUAUGUCAACCAUCCAUCCAUCCAUUAUCUAUACACCACUUUAUCCUCAUUAGGGUGGUGGGGGGACUGGAGUCUAUCCCAGCUGACUUGGGACACCCUGGACAGGUCGCCAAUCUAUCACAGGGCUACAUAUACAGACAAACAAUCACACUCAGAUUCACAUCUACGGACAAUUUAGAGAUUACCAGUUAACCUCAGCAUAUAUACCAUAUACAUAUACAUACCGUAAUUACGUCAAUCAACCAGAUCACGUUCCAGUAUCUGAGAACAGAGGUGAUGGGUCCUUUGCAGUGACUGCUCCUAAUCUCUGGAACAGUUUACUGUUUUGUGAAAGAACUGCUCAGACUUAAACCUAUAAAUGGCUUCUGGAGACCCACAUGUCCUCAUUGGCGUUUGAUUCAAGAACAGUUUGACACUCUGACUUCAUCUUUGUUUUCUAAUUUUUCAUUCUAUUUACUUUGUCUACUUUUAUUCACAUUUGUAUUUUAGUCAUUGGGUUUUAUUGGGUUUUUGUGUUUUCCUAUUUAAUCAUACAGCACUUUGGUUGAACUGUCGCGGGUCAAUAAGGUGAUUGGUAAAUUAAUUUGACUUUGACUACUGGAAGUGAAUGCAAUUUGGAAUGCGGGGUCUGUUUUAUUUGGACAGAGCCAAGCUGUUUCUGUCUGUUUCCAGUCUUUAUGCUAAGCUACGCUAAGCUAACUGACUGCCGACUGUAGUUUAACACACAGAAUAAGAGAGCAUCAACCUCAUCUGCUAACUCAAAGGAAGAGGAUAAGUAUAUUUCACAAAAUAUCCUACUAUUGAAAUAGAUCUGAAGCAGGUUGUUUAUGAUAUUUAUACCACAUUUGGCUGAAAAAUAAUCUUCAAAACUAAACUGAAUAUGUUCAAACACUUCGAUAUUAUGUUGCAUAUUUGGAUAUUCAAACUAAUUGCAGCUGGUGUUUCUUAUGUGUGCAUGUGUACAGUAGAUUCAGUCCAUGUUGGCGACAGAACUAAAUGGGCAGAUUUGAUUACAGCACAGACAAAAAUGAUAGUACUUUGCUUACAGCCAGUGAGUGCACACACCUGUCUAAUGCCCCUUCGUCAUCCUUCUGCGUCAUUAUAUAAGUGAUCUCCUUUCUUGUACCGGUGUCAUAUCCCGUCUUCCAUCCUGCCUUACCUUUGUUGUUGUUUUGCAUGUGAAAGUUUUUGCAUGUGAAGUCUACACUGUUGAGCUUUGGAACAUCUCCGUUUUGUUGUGUGUGUGUGUUGCACUGCCAUAUGAGAAGUUUACAGUGUGCACUAAGUCCAACAAACAUCGGACUGCCUGUAUAUAUAUUCACCCAUUUAUAAAUGCACUUAUAUGAACGUGAUUCAAUGCUAGUUAAAGACAAACAGUUGUCUUUCCAUUAUGAGUAUUUCAUGUGACUCACAAGAAAAAGUUAAUCUCAGUUCGUUUACUAAAUGCUGGUAAUCGCUGGUGACUAUGCUUUGAUUAACGACGAACAAACAUGAAUCUGUUUGCACUCUGCAGAAUGAAUAAAGAUUGUUGGCCUGAGUGUGAUUUUAACAUGGAGCCUAAAUGUUCAGUAAAUUAUAUUGAUGAAUUCGCUACUCUGAAGCAUAAAGUGACACUGGGAUCAGCACACAACAAGCCGAGCAGCAUCGCCCUUCAGCUGCCAUGUUCACUGUCCUGCUGAAAAACAAACACACAGCACUGUUUUGCUGUGACUGUUGUGGUCUUGAAUAAAAACACACUGCUGUGACACACCCUUGA
Amphiprion ocellaris (clown anemonefish) is the source of this 5625-nucleotide messenger RNA. RefSeq names its product leukemia NUP98 fusion partner 1 (gene lnp1). The transcript has 5 exons. NCBI's taxonomy places the organism in Eukaryota, Metazoa, Chordata, Actinopteri, Pomacentridae. The record is from RefSeq and is a predicted model, not a curated record. The coding region runs from base 390 to 1103 and encodes 237 amino acids.